Molecule: messenger RNA, 1113 nt
Organism: Cucurbitaria berberidis CBS 394.84
Lineage: Eukaryota; Fungi; Ascomycota; Dothideomycetes; Pleosporales; Cucurbitariaceae
Exons: 7
Coding region: 1-1113 (370 amino acids)
Source: RefSeq, a predicted model, not a curated record
AUGGAGGAGGCAAACGACCGCCUAGCAGAGAAAGUGCAGGCCCUGAGCGACAUUGAGCUUGCCGUGCUGGUCUGCCUUGUCGCCGAGCAACAUUGCAUUAUCGAGGCUGGGAAGGAGAGUAUCAAUGAUGUGCAAGCAGAGCUGAAGCUGGUUGCGUCUAAUGUUUUUGGACUCACGUGCGCGGUGCUGGACUGCGAUGAGAAUACGACGCUUGAUGACUUCGGUAGUGGUAUCUUGGUGAAGGACGACGGCGAAGACUACUUUGGCAAAAAUAACGGGAGACUUCAAGGCGAGUUUUCGUCUAAAUCAGGCUCACCCAGAAUGCCCGACCGCCGGAUAUCAAAGUCGCCCAGGCCGUUCAGUCCGCUGGACAGUCGGAGGAUUGCGAACAUUGUUGUCGCCAAAGAUGUGAACCAAGCAAGUUUGCAGGUCCAGAUCCAAGCACUAGAACUCAUACGAGGAAAGCGAAACUUCACGAGGACUGCGGUACAUGCUGCACCGAAACCAUUUCUGUUCAUCGCCCUGAACAGUACUGGUACUCCGCGCUUGACGAUGCACCUAAACGAUCAGUUUUCUAUUUCACACCAUCAUUUAGUUAAUGAUGGGCUGCCGAAUCUUGAAGACCUGCAAGAGCAGGCGCUAGCAUCAGAGGACGGUGCAUCGACCUCGUCGGUGGUGCAUACUCCUCCGUAUGCCCCUGUGAGGGAUAAAGCACAGGCUAUUAUGCUUCCACCUGAGGAUCUCACCCACUUGACCACACUCAUGUCACAAGUCAAAAUUAGCCCCGAAGUGCGGGCUUAUCUUUACAAUAUCGUAGUCUUUAUGAGGUUGCAUCGAGCUGUUGCCGGUGGUAUAUCCGCAAUGGCUACGAGACAUUUCGAUACAAUAGCCCGCGCGCUUGCUCCCCUCCACGGCCUUGAUUACAUGUCUCCAUCGCUAGUCGCCCUCGCUGCCCGCAAAGUCUAUCCACAUCGAAUCGUCAUCACAGCACCGGAAAACGAGCGGAGCAUGCAAUGGGGCAGCUCGCUCGAAGCUGUGAAAGCUGUCCUGGAAGGCGUCACUGUUGAGGACGUAAUUGAAGAGGUACUUCAGUCAGUAGAAGCUCCAUUGUAA